Messenger RNA from Mizuhopecten yessoensis (Yesso scallop), 1677 nucleotides. RefSeq names its product adipocyte plasma membrane-associated protein-like. Gene Ontology annotation, biological process: biosynthetic process. The record is from RefSeq and is a predicted model, not a curated record. Gene Ontology annotation, molecular function: strictosidine synthase activity. Bases 125 to 1372 code for a protein of 415 amino acids. The transcript has 10 exons. Lineage: Eukaryota; Metazoa; Mollusca; Bivalvia; Pectinida; Pectinidae.
UUAAAAUCUUAAACAAAUUAUUAUUCACCACGUGAGGUCAAAGGUUGGUGGCAGACGAUACAGAAGGAAAAGCUCAUGUUACAUAACUGAUGCUGAACAGUGAUCAGAAGGCAGUGAACUGAAUAUGGGGGAGAAAUCUGGUGUCAGGCGCAGAAGAAUUGUUGGCCGUCGGUCCGAUGAUCUGGACAGGGAUCCAUAUCAAGAAGAAAAAUCUCCGGGAUGGAACAGAGCUGCCUGCCUCAUCGGUGUGUUUGCAGCCCUGAUUCUGACACCCAUCAUCAUUGCCGUGAUUCCUGCUCCAAUAGAACCUGUGGUAUAUCUACUCAAAGAGCCCCCUGUCUUUGAGGGACCAUUAGAGCCAAACACUCACCUGCAAAAGGCAGAACAUAUAUAUGAGGACCAAGUAAUAGGACCAGAGUCCAUUGUUGUUGAUGGAGACCACAUUUACACUGGCACUGCUGAUGGAAAAAUAUUACAUAUUCAUAAAGGGGAGAUAACUGUCCUGGCAAGACUUGGAGUGGAGCCGUGUGGUACAUUUGAAUCAGAGCCAACAUGUGGUCGCCCUUUGGGAAUGAGACUGGACAAAGAAGGGUAUUUAAUUGUUGCAGAUGCAUACUUGGGGCUUUUCCGAGUAAAUGUAGCUACAGGUGAUGUGUUUGCCCUAUGGCCAUCCUCCUUCCCUAUUGGUGGUGACAAGAUCCGCUUCCUCAACGAUGUGGCAGUUGCCAGCAAUGGGCUCAUCUACAUGACAGACUCAAGUACCAAAUGGGACCGCCGCCACAAUCGGUACCUUGUGCUGGAGGCAGACAGGACUGGCAGGUUACUGGAACAUGACCCCAAGACCAACACCACAGCAAGGAUAGCCAGUGUCAUUUCCUUUGCUAAUGGUAUACAGCUGUCACAGAAAGAAGACUUCCUCAUGAUAUGUGAGACCACAAAAGCCAGAAUUCUAAAAUAUCAGUUAACAGGGCCAGGAUCAGGGGAGGUAAGCGUGUUCAUUGACAACUUGCCUGGCCUUCCAGACAACAUCCGUCCAAGCAGCUCUGGUGGAUACUGGAUAGGCAUGUCUGCAGUUCGCCAGGGAGGAAAGUUUAACUUGAUAGAUUAUGCAUCACAGAGGCCAUGGAUAAGAACUCUCAUCACAAAGCUGUUCUCCCAAGAUAUGAUAAUGAGAUUUGUACCAAAGUAUGGCUUGGUGAUUGAGGUCAGUGCUGAGGGGAAGAUACUACGGAGUUUGCAUGACCCCACAGGAAAGGUCAUCCCAUCAGUGAGUGAGGUGGAGGACAAGGAUGGAGUGCUAUAUCUAGGCUCUUAUAACCUUCCAUACAUGUCCAGAUUGUAUCUAUCAGGUCUAGAUAAAAGUAAAAACUAAUUCCAAAUCAUCAGUUUCAGAUAUUGGAUUAAUAGCAUUUGAUCAAUUAUUUUCAAUCAUCCAGAAUCAUAACAUUUGUAGAACAGUUAAACUGUUACCAAACACAGCUUCUUUGAAAGAACCUGUCCCUUUACCUUAUUACCCUAUUUUUCUGUUACUUUCCAUGUUCAAAGUCAAAAGUAGAAAAAAAGGCCUGUUAGAUAUCUUCAAUUCUCUGUUAGAUGAAGAUGACAGUGUACAUAUCGUACUAGUCAUCGAAACGUCACAUAGAAAAUGUUAUUGGUUGUGUAAAAAGAACUUCUCAU